AACAACGGCGUCAGAAAGGCUGGACGAUGUCCGACUUUGACAGCAACCCGUUUGCAGACCCGGACUUCAGCAACCCCUUCCAGGAUCCCUCGGUGACGCAGGUGACAGGGUCUGCCCCUCCUGGUGGUCUGGAGGAGUAUAACCCCUUCACAGACGCCAGAACGGCGCCCCCUGGGGAUGCCCCCAAAGAUGCCCCUUCCCCGUCGCAGCAGAACACACAACCUGCCAUCAUGAAGCCCACAGAAGAGCCACCGGCUUACUCGCAGCAACAGACUCAGCUCAUCUGUUUUCCGAUGGCCCAACAGCAGCGUAAUGAGGACCAGGCACGCGUUCAGGCUGAGUUGUUGAGGAGGCAGGACGAGCUGGAGAAGAAAGCAGCAGAGCUCGAUCGUCGGGAGAGAGAGUUACAGUCCCACGGGGCCGCGGGAGGCCGUAAGAACAACUGGCCUCCGCUGCCGGAGAAGUUCCCCGUUGGCCAGUGCUUCUACCACGACAUCGCGGUGGAUAUUCCUGUGGAGUUCCAAAAGACCGUCAAGAUCAUGUACAACCUUUGGAUGUUUCAUGCGGGCACGCUCUUUGUGAACAUGUUUGGCUGCCUGGCCUGGUUCUGCGUGGACGCGACCCGCGGCGUCGACUUCGGCCUGGCGCUGCUGUGGUUCCUGCUGUUUAAGCCCUGCUCGUUCGUCUGCUGGUACAGACCGCUGUACGGGGCCUUCAGGAGUGACAGUUCAUUCCGCUUCUUUGUCUUCUUCUUCGUCUAUAUCUGUCAGUUCGGGGUUCACGUUCUACAAACUAUCGGCAUCGCCGGCUGGGGGACGUGCGGUUGGAUCGCAGCCUUGACCGGCCUGAACGCCAGCAUCCCGGUGGGCAUCAUCAUGUUACUGAUUGCGGCGCUCUUCACCGCGCUGUCCGUGGGCUCGCUCAUUAUGUUUAAAAAGGUGCACACGCUGUAUCGCACCACCGGCGCCAGCUUCGAGAAGGCUCAGCAGGAGUUCGCCACCGGGGUCAUGUCCAACAAGACCGUCCAGACUGCGGCGGCCAACGCCGCGGCCAACGCCGCGACCAACGCUGCCCGCGGGGCCUUCAAACCUCAGCCAUAAACUGACCCAACCACAACACACACACACACUCACAAGUUGGGGAUGCACAACUCUGGCAAAUUGGUUCUGUUUGUGAACGCUGUCCCGACAAAUUUCAGUCCGAGGAAACGGCCGAGACGGAGUCAGAUUAAGUCACCAGAGUUGUCCACCUUCACUUCCAAUCCCAGUGUCACCGCCCACAUUCUUCCCGUCUACUUCUGACUCGAGGCGUGCCCCCCCCUCCCUCCCUCAAACAGCCUCCUGCCAGGUUCAUACAGGACAGUUAUGAAGAGUGAUAAUCCGAUCAUGUUGUUUUUGGUCACAUGCCAAAUGUACAGUGAAAGUUUGCCCUCCGUGUGGAUGUGCAGUUUGGGGGGGGGGGGGGGGGGUAAUCCACAGUUUGGGCAUUUCAAUCUAAAACGUAAAUUGUUCCUUGUCCUACAUCUGCGCUCCGACUCUGAGACAAACCACAUCUUUCACAUGAGUAGUUGCGCCACCUGUCGGCCGAGCAACUGUUCCCGCUCGUGUGUGCGUGUGCUCCUCUGACCGACAACGUGGGCGGAGCCAGCCUCUCUGUGGCUUCCCGCGGUUCGACAGCGUGAUGGUUAUGCCGAUGACGUGCAUGUUCAGCUCCCUCGAGGCAGCCAGGUGGCGGUUGAGUUGGUUAUCUGGUGGUUUUCUGUGAGAAGUGAGCCGUGAAGUUACGGCAUGUCCCCAAAGUGGAUGUUUGACUGAUGAGUGGAAAUAUUUGUGAGGACACGCUGAACGACCAGGUCAGCGGAGGUCAAGACCAGGUCAAGAGAGGUCCAGUCAGAUGAUUUCAUGGCUCUGGGGCACUAAAGGAGUAACUUUGCAUUUCCCUUUACGUAUGUGUGACAUUAACAGACUGCUAUGUGGCUCCAUCCCUGUCGUUUGAUUUUAGCGGCCCGUCACUCCUGGUUCAAAACUUAACGCUGCUGUGAAUCUGAGGGCCGCUGGGUUGAAGCCUCCCACUGUCCUGCAGUUAGGAUCCUGUGUGUGUGUGAGGACAGACUAACCAGGCCCUUUUUACAGAAAGACAGAAGCCCGUAUGCGUUUCCCUCUGUGUUGGAUUACUUGAAAUGAGCAUUGCGAUAACAGGUUUGAAUGUGAUGGACGUUAAUUAAUUCCUAUAAUAACCAAGUUGUUCUCACGACUGUCACUUAAGUGAAAGAUGGACCGUGGGUCACACUUGUGUCUCACUCCGGCGCCUGAAGACGUGACGGAUGACUGACGAUGAUUAGCGCUGCUGUUGUUACCAAUGUAUGUUCAUCAGCUAGAUUGUACGGUGACUUUGCAACUUGACCCUGGAAGAGGUGCGCUUGUAUGGAUGAGGAAGUGUGUCGCGUGGGUAUGAAAGGCAAGAAGAAACUAACGUGAACAUCAUCUCCCUCAAGUGUUAUGUCCUGAAAAGCUGUGAGAAAUCUACCAAAUGUCCAUUAAGAUUAUUGUUUUAUUUUGUAAAUCUUGGUUUGUGAUUUGCUCCCUUGCCAGGUUUACUUUUAAGAUUAUUACACAACUUUUCUUUGUGACAAACACUCACUUGAUUCCCAUGGAUCCAUAGUUGUAAAAUGAAGCCAUGACACCAUGGGAAAUUAUUAUGACACAAAACUGUGUUUUUGACCUGUGACCACGGUAUUUCACUGGAUCAGAGCUCCUUCAAAAAAAAGGGACACUUGUAUAUUUUGUAAAGUUAAAAAUGUGAUCCCCAUUAUCAAUCACAUGUAAAAAGAACAAAAUGUAACGCACUCUCGUCUGGCCUUCGUUGCAUGUGAAAUAGUUUGAGUUUUGUAUAUUUAUGGUAUUAACAUGAAAUAAAAUUUUAAAUAAAUAUUGCUUUCAGAGA
Molecule: messenger RNA, 2943 nt
Organism: Pseudoliparis swirei
Lineage: Eukaryota; Metazoa; Chordata; Actinopteri; Perciformes; Liparidae
Product: secretory carrier-associated membrane protein 1-like
Exons: 10
Coding region: 27-1100 (357 amino acids)
Biological process (GO): protein transport
Cellular component (GO): recycling endosome membrane; trans-Golgi network membrane
Source: RefSeq, a predicted model, not a curated record